Messenger RNA from Aspergillus alliaceus, 378 nucleotides. RefSeq names its product nuclear transport factor 2 family protein. NCBI's taxonomy places the organism in Eukaryota, Fungi, Ascomycota, Eurotiomycetes, Eurotiales, Aspergillaceae. The record is from RefSeq and is a predicted model, not a curated record. The transcript has a single exon. The coding region runs from base 1 to 378 and encodes 125 amino acids.
AUGGACCUUAAACAACGAGCUGAAACGUUCCUCACAGCGAUCGUCAACAAGCGCGAAACCGCCUCUAUCGAGGAUAUCCUCCAUCCUGACAUUCAAUUCACGCACAACGACAUGCCCCCAAUGUCGAAGUCAGCAUUCCUUGAGUUCUGGCCGCAGGUGCUCCAUCGGAGCCCAAGGUUCAACGUGCAGAUACGAGAUGUUAUUGCGGAAGGACUCCGGGUUUGGGUUUAUUCACGUGUGGAAGGACGUUUUGGCGGUGGGGUGCUGGAUGAUGUGCAUAUGUUGCUUUUUGAUGAUCAUGGGCUAUUGAUCAGAAGUAGGGGAAUCCAGAGGGAGGUAGAGGGAAAAAUGGACGGGAAAGAUGCGAAACUAAGCUAG